Messenger RNA from Polistes dominula (European paper wasp), 3355 nucleotides. RefSeq names its product exostosin like glycosyltransferase 3. NCBI's taxonomy places the organism in Eukaryota, Metazoa, Arthropoda, Insecta, Hymenoptera, Vespidae. Gene Ontology annotation, cellular component: membrane. Gene Ontology annotation, molecular function: glycosyltransferase activity. The record is from RefSeq and is a predicted model, not a curated record.
ACGUAAUUCAUGCUCUAACGAGUUUUAUAGUAGUGAUCACAUACAGAUACUCUUAUAUACAUGUAUAUGUCACAUAUAAUCCAUAAAGGAACAACUACUGUACACUUAAUGAUACUAUGAAUAUUUUGAGGAGCUAUGAUAUUGUUAAGUGGACUUGGAUGACAAUGUUAAUGAUUGUCAUUUAAUAUUCGUCAAUUUUUUCUAUUAUGAAUAAGAUAAUGAUAUUCCACACGUGACCACACUUUUAGAAUCUCAAUUUAGUGAUAUUAGGUAUAUAUAUAAGGAUAAUGCAUAACAUUUGUACAACAGUGAUAUUUAAACAAUUAUGAACAAAAGUUUAUAUCAACAUAAAUUCAGGAUGUUGGAAAAAACAUUGAACACAACCAUUAAUGUACCAUCUCAUCAAAAUGGUUCAGGAAGGGAUUUUUUUAACUGGAUAGCACAAAUCAAACUAUCCAAAAUUAUAAUAUUAGCUUGCACAAUUCUUUUUAUUGUGCCAUUACUUACACAUUAUUAUUUAUCAGAGGUAGAAUCUGUUUCUUCAGAUGCAGAUAUUUAUCGUACGUAUUCUUCGUUAGAAGUUUUUGAAGAAUUUACUUCUAUGAAGGCAUCAGAAUUAAAAAUGAGAAUAGAAGAGCUGUUACGCAUCAAAGCAUCAGUAACUAAUGAACUCAGAGAAUUGGGUGCCAAAAGACAUAGGCUACAAGUUGAAUUUACUGGUUUGACGCAAAGAAUAGAAGGUUUGAGACAAGAUUUGUUGCAUCAACAAAGAGAUCUCGAUAGACUAAAGAUUAGUGUAGAACAAGCGCAAGUAGCACAAAGAGAAGCUGUUGAAAGAAAUACACCUGAAUUAGCACCACCCAAAAGAAUAUUAAGAACAGUUAUUCCUGAAACAUUAGCUAGUACCGAUCCAAGAUCAUGUAGAAUGUAUAAUUGUUUUGAUCACAGUCGAUGUGCAUUGACCAGUGGUUUUCCAGUAUAUUUGUAUGAUCCUGAUCAAUUUUCUGUAGUCAACGCAGGAUGGGAUGUUGAUGGUUUUUUAAAGACAACUAUUAAACAGACUUUAGGUUACAAUCCGCAUCUUACAAGAAAUCCUGCAGAAGCAUGUAUUUAUGUGGUUUUAAUUGGAGAAGCGUUGUCAAUGCAAUCAAAAGGUUAUCCCAAAUUUUGGAGAGCAAUGGAUGUUAAUAAAUUAUAUGAUCUUCCAUAUUGGGGAGGGGAUGGUAGAAACCAUAUAUUGUUAAAUCUUGCACGUAGAGAUUUAUCGGUUAAUUCUGGAAGUAUUUCUGUUAAAAAAAAUACCAGCAGGGCCAUAAUAGUCCAAUCAACUUUUUAUAGAAAUCAAUUUCGCGAAGGUUUUGAUUUAAUCAUUCCUCCAAUUUUGGGUCCACCUGGUGGUGAUGUUUGGCAAGAUUGUGCGCAGAUGUUACCUGCAAGGAGAAAAUAUUUAUUAUCAUUUCAAGGAGAGAUGAAAGGUUUCAAGAGUCCUUUUACUACAUUCAUUCAGAAUAACGAUACAGAAGUAGACUUGGAAAAAUUGAAUAUGGAUGAAAAUAAUUUAGAUACCUUUAUUAUACAACAUUUAAAGGAUAUGAGUAGUGGAACUACUCUGGAUAAAUUUUUCAUCCAAUUUGAAUGUAUACCAGCAUCGGAAGAAAGGAAAACCGUUGAAGUGCUUGAUUGGUCUCUCUGUGGAACUGAUUCUUCAAGAAGAUCUAUAUUAAAGGAAUCUACAUUUGCUUUGAUUUUAGCACCAACCGACUCUUCUUUGAUAACCACGUCUUCUAUACAGGCACGAUUAUACGAAGCCUUAAGAUCUGGAGCAAUACCAGUUAUUUUAGGUGGUGAUCAAAUUUUACUUAGUUAUAACGAAGUCAUUGCUUGGCGUAAAGCAAUUAUUUUUUUACCCAAAGCUAGAGUAACGGAAAUGCACUUUUUCUUGCGUGCUAUACCAGACAGCGAUUUAUUAACAAUGCGCAGACAAGGUAGAUUAAUAUGGGAACAUUAUUUAAGCACCGCUCAAGCUGUUGUAGAUUCUAUUAUCGCAACUGUUAGAGACAGACUCGGUAUACCUCCGUUACCUGCACCGCAAGCUGCUAGUCCAAGUGUCUUUAAUGAAAGCUUUGUGCCUUUAAAAGCUGAUACUACAAUAGCUGAACCAGAAGCAGAAGAAAGUUUGGGUCCUUUAGAACCACCAUAUGCCUCACCUUCUUUUAAAAGAAAUUAUACAACAAUGUUAAUACAAGGCCAUGAAAUUUGGAACGAUUGGAUGAAUCCUUUCAAUCUUUAUCCGCAAUUACCAUUCGACACGAUAUUACCUAGUGAUGCCAAAUUCUUGGGAUCUGAUACGGGAUUUAGACCGAUCGGCAAAGGUUCUGGUGGUGCAGGUAAAGAAUUUAGCGAAGCUUUAGGUGGAAAUUAUCCUAGGGAACAAUUUACUAUAGUUAUGCUCACUUACGAAAGAGAACAAGUUUUAAUUAAUUCAUUAGCGAGACUUUAUGGUUUGCCAUACUUGAAUAAAGUUCUUGUCGUAUGGAAUAGUCCUAAACCACCCGUAGAAGAUUUGAAAUGGCCAGAUAUUGGAGUUCCUAUACAUGUAAUCAAAGCUUCAAGAAAUAGUUUAAACAAUAGAUUUCUUCCAUUUGAUGCGAUUGAAACUGAAGCUGUUUUAUCCAUUGACGAUGAUGCUCAUCUCAGACAUGAUGAAAUUAUGUUUGGUUUUAGGGUGUGGAGAGAACACAGGGAUCGAGUUGUUGGCUUUCCUGGUAGAUUUCAUGCAUGGGAUCCAAAUUUCCAUAAUGCAUGGAAUUACAAUUCCAAUUAUUCUUGCGAAUUGUCAAUGGUUUUAACAGGUGCUGCUUUUAUACACAAACAUUAUACAUAUUUGUAUACGUAUUGGUUGCCACAAGCAAUACGAGAUAAGGUCGACGAGUAUAUGAACUGUGAAGAUAUAGCUAUGAACUUUUUAAUAUCUCAUAUUACUAGGAAACCACCUGUUAAGGUAACAUCUCGAUGGACGUUUAGGUGUCCUGGUUGUCCUGUUUCACUGUCGGAAGAUGAUACACAUUUUCAAGAAAGACACAAGUGCAUUAAUUUCUUUUCUCAGGUAUUUGGAUACAUGCCACUUUUAAAUACACAAUAUCGUGCUGAUUCAAUAUUGUUUAAAACAAGAAUACCUCACGAUAAACAAAAAUGUUUUAAAUUUAUAUAAUAGAAUUUUGGAAUAUCAUUUUAAAAGCUUCUGUAGAUAUACACGUACAACACGCAUAGUCAUAUAUCAUUCAUUACACAUUACAUUAAUGAAUAUAUUUGAAUUUUGUUGUUUAAAAUUACUUUUCUUUAGAAAAGUUGUGAG